AGAAGCUUGGGCCGCGCGCGGGGCGGGAACCGGCCCGGAACCGUCGUGCUGUCGUCAUGGAAACGCGCCGAACUACAACUCCCGGCGGCCCCUUUGCUUCCGGUCGGCAAGAUGGUGGCGCGCAGGAGGAAGCCGGCGGCUCCUGGUGGCACGGGGGCGAUCCUGAGCCCGCCGGGCUACUCAGCCAUCCCAAUCAAGUUCUCGGAAAAGCAGCGGGCCUUUCACUGCCUCUAUGUGCGAGAACACAAAAUCCGGGCAGGCGCCCAGUCGGCCUGGCCGGAGAGGCGCACCCUGUUUGUUCUCAACGUUCCCCCAUAUUGCACGGAGGAGCACCUGAGCCGCCUCCUGUGGCCCUGUGGCCCUGUGCAGUCUGUGCAUCUGCGGGCGAAGCCCGACCUCGCCGAGGGCCCAGAGGAGCCCGGAUCCAAGUUCUUCCACCCGAAGCCUGUGCCCGGCUUCCAGGUGGCCUACGUGGUGUUCCAGAAGCCGAAGGCGAUGCUGGCCGCCCUGACACUCACUGGCCCUUUGCUUGUCUCCACGGAGAGUGAACCCGUGAAGACUGGCGUCCACAAGUGGAUAGCUGACUAUACAGACUCUGUGGUCGACCCGGAGGCCCUGCGUGUGGAGGUGGACAAGUUCAUGGAAGCAUACGACCGCAAGAUCGCCGAGGAGGAGGCCAAGGCCCAGGAGGAAGAGGGAGUCCCCGAUGAGGAGGGCUGGGUGAAGGUGACACGCCGGGGCCGGAGGCCCGUGCUCCCGCGGACAGAAGCGGCCAGCCUGCGUGUGCUGGAGAGGGAGAGGCGGAAACGUGCUCGCAAGGAGCUGCUCAACUUCUACGCCUGGCAGCACCGCGAGACCAAGAUGGAGCAUCUCGCACAGCUGCGCAAGAAGUUUGAGGAGGACAAGCAGAGGAUUGAGCUGAUGCGGGCCCAGCGCAAGUUCCGACCCUACUGAGUGUGCCAGCACCUGUGCCGGGGACCCCGCUGAGCACACAGGCUGGGAGCGAGGGAGCAGCACACACCAGCUGCUGUGGCUGUCCCAGGGAUUGCCACAGCCCGACCACCAAGACCCCAUCCCUUCCCCACCCUGCCCUACAGCUGUCCAGGAGAAGCCGUCCCACUGGAGAAGCUGUGCUGGCUGUGAGAGCUGCCAGCCCUGAGAACACAGAAUGGUUUUAUUUCUCAUGCAGCCGGGUGGCAGGGGAAGAUUCUGGGACCUUGGGGCUGGAGGACCAGGGAGGCCUGUCCCUGCUGUGGUGGAGCCUGGGCCUGGGAAUAGGGGUGGCCGUCGGUGAGAUGGGGGGCUCAGGUUACAGCUGGGCUUGAGUGUGUGCUCUGUAGAAAGGAGCUGAUGGCGCCGGCCACGCGGUGGGGCUUGUUCAGGUAUACGUAGUGGUUGCCUGGCACCUCCACCAUCUGGAACCGCUGCAGACAUGAGGGUUAUGGUGAAGUGAGGCCAAAGUGGGCCCUGCCUGCUUGAAUCCGGGAGUGUUCUUGUCGUGGGCUCCCCUGAGGCUCAGGCCCCCUGAGAAGCAUGACCCAGGCUGGAGCGGCUCCUGAGAUACCUGGGGGCAAAACAGCUCCGCCUUGGCCCUGACCCAUCGGGCCGCCAGCCAGUGGCCUUCACUGUGGUGAUGUGUGCAGUGGUGGCCAGAUCUUCCCAGAGACCUGGGCCCUGCAGUCUCCUUGCCUCCCUGUGGCUGGUGCCCUGCAGUGGGGCGGGACGAGGCGCUCUGCUGUCUUUUGGGGUCCUGGAAGUCAGGAUCUGUGGGUGGCAGUUGGUCCACUGCCCUAUGCCUGGCACGCGGGGUAUAUGAGGGCAGUAAACCUGGAACAUUCUGCAACAACGGGUCUGUUACCUGACUUCUGAUUAGCAGGUUACCCUUGGCCUCUAGGGAUGACUACCACGGCGCAAGAUGGCCUGCCAGCUCCUGGGGCAGGGGCCUGGAGUGAGAGCUCACCUUGGGUUGGUUUUUUAGGGUGGUCACCAUGAAGAGCGGCUCUCAGGUCGCUGUACCCCUUCAGGGCUCUGGGGAGCCAGGGUCAGAGUUCACCUCCACAGGCUAGGCCUGGGUUGCCCGCUGCUGCCCAUGUCCUCCCUGGCUCUAGGACCCUCCCUCCCCCCCGCCACAUGGCCCUGCAGGAUCAAGGCAGCAGUGGGGCUGGGGAAUAGGGAGGUUCCCCCCUCCCCGUCCUGCUUUGCCAGGCUCCCUUGACAAGCAGGACUAGGACCUGCAGCUUCUGGAUGGCUUGUGUCAACAGCUCCCUACUGACGAAUUUGAUGGUGUGCUACAGCUGUAGGCAGAGAACGGGGGUGAAUCCUUGCCAAGAAGCCCUGGCAGGCCCGAGCCCAUGGUUGCCAGGCCUGCACAGCUGCUCAGCCACUCACCCCAGGGCAGGCUGUCUGUCUCACACCUCUCGUGACCUGGGACUGGCUGAAUGAUGGCCGAGAUGUGACUGGCUGGUCCUGGAGCCCAGUACUGAGCUGUGGCCCCUCCCCGCCCCCUUGCCUUCCUGGGUGCCCAGGCUUCUUCGCAGCCUGGUGCAGGCAAGCAGAGCCACCUGCCUGCUUCACGGGGCUGACUUUGCAGCAAGAAGUGCCUCCCAUCGCAAUCCUAGCCACCUGUCUUCCUGCUUCUUUGAUGAGUCUAAUGGACUGUCCCACACAGUGACCCAGACACUGGAUACCAAAUACGCAGUGUAGCUGUGUGAUCAGGCUGACACUGAAGGUGGACGGCCUCUUGGAUGCCCUGGCUUAAAUAAAACUACAGUUGGUUGUGCCUA
Molecule: messenger RNA, 2783 nt
Organism: Ochotona curzoniae (black-lipped pika)
Lineage: Eukaryota; Metazoa; Chordata; Mammalia; Lagomorpha; Ochotonidae
Gene: RRP7A
Product: ribosomal RNA processing 7 homolog A
Exons: 7
Coding region: 112-954 (280 amino acids)
Biological process (GO): rRNA processing; ribosomal small subunit assembly
Cellular component (GO): CURI complex; UTP-C complex
Molecular function (GO): nucleic acid binding
Source: RefSeq, a predicted model, not a curated record